AUGCGCCAGCUAGCGGUGUUGGCUUUGACUAUCUUCGCCUUCACAUCAACGGACAAGUUCCAGACGGCAGCGACAACUUACUCAGUGACGAUCCACUAUGCCGACUCGGACACAUCGUGUGGGGGCACGCCGUACAGGAUCGAAGUCAAUGAAGACUCCGAGUGCAGCGAAGCCGAUUGCGCCGCGUCCGUCAAUGGCUGGUACGACGGCGUUGCCUCCACGGUCUGCACGAAGGACUAUCAGAAUGAAGUGUGGAAGCGAUUCGGCAGCAGCGUGAACCUCCUCCAAGCCGUGUACCAUGACGAUGUGUGCUCCAACUUUGCGUAUGCCCGCGUGUACAUCGCGAACGGCAAGUGCGAGGUGGGGUCCACUACCAGUUGGUUCACCGCUCGCAUCGAGGCCAACGGGUCCGCGACGUUGGAGCAUUUCACCACUGAGUCGUGCUCGGAGGACGACCUCUUCCUGAGCACAGAGCGCACGAGCAAAGCAGACCUCGACAGCAACGCGUGCGACGCCAACUAG
This is a messenger RNA of Phytophthora sojae, 522 nucleotides long. RefSeq lists its product as hypothetical. Lineage: Eukaryota; Oomycota; Peronosporomycetes; Peronosporales; Peronosporaceae. Bases 1 to 522 code for a protein of 173 amino acids. The record is from RefSeq and is a predicted model, not a curated record. The transcript has a single exon.